Molecule: messenger RNA, 2475 nt
Organism: Dermatophagoides pteronyssinus (European house dust mite)
Lineage: Eukaryota; Metazoa; Arthropoda; Arachnida; Sarcoptiformes; Pyroglyphidae
Source: RefSeq, a predicted model, not a curated record
AUGGAUUGUGAAAUAGAAAUAACUGCAUUAUGUAGUAAAGAAUAUUCAAAAAUAUUGGAAACAAAUACACAUGAAACAUUUACAAAAGUUUGUGCUAAUAAUGUUGGUUGUGGUUAUAAAAGUAGUUGUUGUUCUUGGGAUAAAAAUACACGAAAUCAAUUUGCUUUGGUUUGUAGUUUGUUAAUUAUUGCUAUAGGUCUAUUAGUUUUACUUGCUGGAUGUACAAUUAAAUAUUUUCAGGCAAAAAACAAACUCAAAAUGCUUCCUGAGCCUAAAUUAAAACGAGCUACUUCAUUACCAACUGGAUUUACAAAAGGAGUGCAAGGAAAAGAUUUAGUUCGAACAGGAUCAUUACCAACACGUUUAAAUCCAAAUAUGCCAACACCAAAUAUACCUGCAAUAACUCGACCUCAAAUAACUUCACCUGUAAUAACUAAACCUACAAUACCAGCAAUAUCAGAUGAUGAUGUGUCAACAGUUCAACGAUUAAUGAUAAUAAGAUUUUUUGAUAAUCAAACAUAUUUUCAAAGAAUUUAUUAUCCAUAUAAACCUGUUUAUGGUAUACCAAAAUCAUUAAAUUGUGAUCAAUCUGUUUAUGAACGAUUUGAUCAAUGUGAACAAUCAAUUCAACAAAAAUGGGAAAUCAAUAUACCGAAUUAUUUUUAUCAAACAAAAGAUUUUUGUUGUUUUGUUUGGGAUACAAUGGAUUGUGAAAUAAAAAUUGCUGCUGAAUGUUCGGAAGAAUAUUCACAAAAAUUAGAAGCAAAUACUCGUGAAACAUUUACAGCUGUAUGUAAAAUUGUUGGUUCUAACCAUCAAAGUUGGUCAUGUAAAUGGACAAAAUUAGUAGAAAGAAAUGUUAUUAUUGCUGUUAGUGUUAUUUCUACUAUUUUAGUUUUGAUUGGUAUAGGUUUAUCAAUAUAUUAUUGUGUUCGCGCACAUAAAAAAUCAGCAGCAGCAGCAUUAUUAGAUAAAGAUAAACAAAAACAAAGUAAAAAAUUAUCAAAGAAAUUAAGUUCGAAUAAAUCUCAUAAAUCACAUCAUAAUGAAACACCAAUUGAAAGUGAUAAAUUAUCAAUUAGAUCAAAUGCUAGUGGGGGCGGCGGUGGCCGUGAUGGUGGUUCAAUUAAAUCCACUAAAUCAAAUGUUAGUAGGGGUUCAAUUAAAUCCACCAAAUCAAAUGUUAGUGGGGGUUCAAUUAAAUCCACGAAAGCAAAUUUUGGUGGCGGUGGCAGUGGCGUUGGUGAAGGCGGAGGUGGUGGCGUUGGUGGAGGCGGUGGUGCAACUGAAUCCACGAUAUCAAAUGUUCCUGGCCCUGGCCGUGGCGGUGGUUCAAUUAAAUCCACUAAAUCAAAUGUUAGUGGGGGUUCAAUUAAAUCCACGGAAGCAAAUUUUGGUGGCGGUGGCAGUGGCGUUGGUGGGGGCGAAGGUGGUGGCGUUGGUGGAGGCGGUGGUGCAACUGAAUCCACGAUAUCAAAUGUUCCUGGCCCUGGCCGUGGCGGUGGUUCAAUUAAAUCCACCAAAUCAAAUGUUAGUGGGGGUUCAAUUAAAUCCACGAAAGCAAAUUUUGGUGGCGGUGGCAGUGGCGUUGGUGGGGGCGAAGGUGGUGGCGUUGGUGGAGGCGGUGGUGCAACUGAAUCCACGAUAUCAAAUGUUCCUGACCCUGGCCGUGGCGGUGGUGCAACUGAAUCCACGAUAUCAAAUAUUCCUGGCGGUGGAGGUGGGGGUGGUGCAACUGAAUCCACAAUAUCAAAUAUUCCUGACGUGAGCCGUGGCGGUGGUGCAACUGAAUCCACGAUAUCAAAUAUUCCUGACGUGAGCCGUGGCGGUGGUUCAAUUAAAUCCGCUAAAUCCUAUAUGAGUGGUGGUGGCGCAAUUGUUGAAACAUUAGAUGAGCCAUUAGGACAUUCAGAAGAUGUUAAAAUUAUAACGGAACCAUUGUCUCAAAAACCAUUUCCAAUUGGUGAUGGUAUUAGUUCGCAACAAACAAAACCAACAACAACAACAACAACAACAACAACAACAGGUGAUCAACAACCAUAUAUACCAAAAAGAACCGUUAUUACUAAUGAGGAACGUAUAAGCAAAGAUGAUUUUGAAGCGGCAAAAGACUUUUUAGAAACAAAGUUUGGAGAACCAAAAUCCGAUUCACAAGUAAUAACUGAUUUACCGGAUUUUGAAACAAGACGAUUAAAUAUUGGUGAAACAUUAAAUCGUCAAGGUAUGCCAACACCAGCAAAAAAGAAAACAUAUCUUACAAAAUCAAGAACAUCAUUAGCACCUGAAUCUUUAACAGCAACUGGAAGUAGUGGAGUUUCAACUAAUCCAUUAGAACAAACGGCAAAUGUAAUUCAAAAUACAGAUACAAUCAAUCAAGUUAUGAAUGUUUUUCCAUUUGAACAAAAUUUUUAAUGAGACAAAACACAUAACGAAAACAUUCAAUAAAUUAUUUGCUUAUUUAAUUCAUCAUUUAAC